This is a messenger RNA of Plutella xylostella (diamondback moth), 3063 nucleotides long. Its product is annotated as PCI domain-containing protein 2. The record is from RefSeq and is a predicted model, not a curated record. Lineage: Eukaryota; Metazoa; Arthropoda; Insecta; Lepidoptera; Plutellidae. Gene Ontology annotation, biological process: poly(A)+ mRNA export from nucleus; post-transcriptional tethering of RNA polymerase II gene DNA at nuclear periphery; transcription elongation by RNA polymerase II. Gene Ontology annotation, molecular function: RNA binding; double-stranded DNA binding. Gene Ontology annotation, cellular component: transcription export complex 2.
CGUAGGUAGGAUUGCAUUCGCUAUCUCAUCCUUGCCAUAUUAUUGAUUACAUUUCCCUAUCUACGUGUUGUAUUAUAAUGCAUGUGUGCGUUUGUGCCAACAUCAACAAAAACAAACAACAAUAACAUAGAUCUGCCCCCGGCCCUGCCGGCCCUGCUCCGCUGCGUGCCUGGGAAGGAUCAAUAAAGCUAGUGCAAGCGAGCCCCCCCCAACCCCCCAACCAAUAACUAGCAAUUUCUGUGAGAUGUACCUGCGUGCACCUGCGUAUUAAUUUGUGCAGUGCUCGUCAGAGCUAGUGCUUGUCCCAAUCCAAUAUUUAAGCCUUUGGUAACUUAAUAUUGUUCCAAGUAUCCGUGCAUCUACAAAUCCCCAGCAGCCGGCGUCGAAAUGGCUACCCUUACAGUUGAUCAAUAUACUGAAAAUGUGGAAAGGGCUUUUAAGGCCAAACAAGGGGUUGAGUUAGGCAAACUUUUGUCUUUACGCGAUGAGCAUGUUCUGAGCCGCCCUUUGCAGCUGUGUGAGAUCCCUCUACUGGUGAAGGGGAAAGGCAUCGCCCCCAUAUUCGACAUUGUAGUCGCCCAUCUUCUUUGCAUCAAGUCGAUCAAGUCCAAAGACUACAUCGAAGCUAGCGCCCGCCAGAGUGCAUGCGUGGCAUCCGUGGUGAAACUCCUGCAGGCUCAGCCGGAAGAGAACUGGUGCCUGCCCCUGAUGUACACUGUGUGUGUCGACCUACGCCUCCUGGCUCAAGCCGCUGAGAUCAACGACACGAUUUUACGUGGAAAAACAUUGGAGAAAGCAGCCGAGAGCCUGCUGAACUGCUUCAGAGUGUGCUCGGCCGACAAUCGCACUGCAAUGCAGGUCACAAAGAGAGUGGGCAUGCUCAACGUUGUGAACCAACUGCUUAAGGUGUAUUUCCGCAUCAGGCAGCUCAAUCUCUGCAAACCACUGAUAAGGGCUAUUGAGGCCUCGCCAAUGAAAGAUGCUUUUCCACAGUCCCAAAAAAUAACUUACAAGUUCUUCGUUGGUCGCAAGGCUGUGAUCGACAGUGACUACAAGACCGCAGACGAAUGCCUGACAUAUGCUUUCCAAAUGUGUAACAAGGACAGCGCUAAAAACAAGAGGGUCAUCCUAACUUAUUUGGUGCCAGUGAAGAUGAUACUAGGGUACAUGCCCUCGAUCGAUAUUCUGCAGAAGUAUGACCUGAUGCAGUUUGACAAGCUGGUGACUGCGGUGAAGGCUGGGAAUAUACAGGGAAUAGACGAUGCUUUGACCGAACAUGAGGGGUUCUUCAUUAACUCCGGAAUAUACUUGGUGGUUGAGAAACUUAAAAUCACUGGGUACAGGAACUUAUUCCGCCUGGUUUAUUUGGCAGAAAAGAAACAUGUGAUUGAUAUUUCCCUGAUUCAAGCUGCUUUGAUGAUGAUGGGUCAGGAUGUGGACGCGGAUGAGACGCAAUCUCUUGUGGCUUAUUUGAUAUAUGCCAACAAAAUAAAAGGUUACAUCUCAUUGCCCCACAAGAAAUUGGUAGUAAGCAAGCAAAAUCCAUUCCCACGCUUGACCACUGUGGGGGCGGUUUAAAUCCUUUUGUCCGAUCUCAUCAAAGCAAAAAUGGCUAAGUUAAUUGUUGAUGUUAGAUGUUUUUUCUGAUAUUCACAGACAUAAGUACUCAUACAUUGUGUUGUGUGUUUCUGUUAGCAAAAUCUUCAUUUAAAUAUAAUGGAACUCGUGGAUCAAGAUCUCAUUUGUAUAGGUAGGUCACUAAUAGUAUCGUUUCAUGGUUUGCAUUCCAUUUUAAAUUUAUUUCAUACCUACCUACACCCUUUCAUUUGAUAUCUAAUUUUUUUCUAAGCUGCUUUGUGAUAGCUAAAUAAGUAAUUAUUAUUGUUACGUAUAAAAUAGUUAGUUUCAAUCAUAUUAUUAUGUUGCACCUAUUUAUCCUACAAUCAGUUACCUAAACAUACGUGUAAUCCAUAAUAUACCUAAUACAUAUUAUCAUUAACUAAAUAUCGUGUAAAAGUUCCAUAGGAACUUGAAAUCUUUACAGGAAAUCUUGUAGUCAUAAGCACAUCUAAUGUUUAAACACAUCUUUGUGGCACACUAUAGUGGAAUUCUCAAGAUGGUUUAGUAUAAAAAUAAAAAUCAUUUUCUUAAACUUUACACUCAAAUUAAAGUUUGAAUGCUCAAAUGCAUUCAUAUUUUUACGACUGGAUGACCAGUAGGUAUAGAAGGGCCGGGGAUCGAAUCCCGACAGGCCAUAGUAUUUAUCCUUUUUGGGAGAGAGUUUGUGAUAUUAUUUAGGGUCGGCUUUGCAACGUCCAUUCUGUUUAUCCUAGUGGUGCGCUAUAUUAUGUAGUUGUAGUGUUUGAAUAAGAUACGGCCAUGCGCACAAGGGUGUUUAAUUAAAAUCGAUCAUCUCACAAUAUGAGGAUUUGGAAUCUACGACUACAUAAAGUGCAAGUUAUAGAUAUACUGUACUUACUUCACUAACCUAACUUGCGGAGUUCUGGGUUUUUAAGACACCGUUUGAGUAAUGGCGAUUUACGUGAAUUUGUAUGGCGCGAAAUAGUCCAAACCCACUAAGCCCUCUGUAAAACUAUCUAACUAUUGCUCAUUACGAAAUGGCAGAAACGAAUUUACUUAUAAGGUAUAUUUUUUGAUAUACCUACCUACUUAGUUACAGAAAUUUUAAAAUUUAUCAUAAAAAAUACUAAACCAACUACAUACUUAAAAAUAUAUUUAUUGGUGUCUAUGACGUUAACUGUGUGGAGUUAUAGCCUGUCAGUUAUGAAUAGAAAACGGAAAUGGCAAAGCUAAUUUAAAUAUCUACUUACCUCGAAAAUACUGAAGAAUCUUUGCAAAUUUUGCCAAAUCCGUCCUUUCUUACUUUCUACUCUUAACUGUUAGGCUGUAUGAUUAGAUUAGAUUGAUUAUAUUGCAGUAAAAAAUACCUACUGAAUGUUAGUUGUUAAUGUUUUCAACAUCUUGAUGUAAUCAGCUUAAUAUUAUUCCAUAUGCCAUAACUGUAACGGCAACAUAUUUAUUCCAAUAAAUGCAUUUCAAUUA